AAUGUAAAUAACCACAGACGAGUGUAGUGUAGUAGUAGAAGAGAGAAUUGUGUUAAAUAGUGCUCCAACCAGCAGCUUUCUAAAGAAGAUGGAGGAGAGGUUUAAAGUUAGUUUGCUGAUUUAUACUGUGCUGUUGUCACUUCUCAUUUAUCCACAUCACAUCGAUGGAUUUAACCUGGACCUGAAGAACUACACUGUGUACUCUGGACCGGAAGACAGUUACUUUGGUUUCUCUGUGGAUUUUUAUCAGUCAGGCAGUGAAAGUAAAAGUGUAGUGGUUGGUGCACCCAGAGCGAACACUAGUCAGCCUGGGGUCUCUCAUGGUGGAUCUGUAUUCCUUUGUCCUUGGACGUCAACUGGAGAAUCAUGUCAGAUUUUAAAGUUUGACCAAAAAGGUGAUGAAAAUUUCACACGUGAAAAUAAAGUCCUCAUGGCUCACAAGUCUAACCAGUGGAUGGGUGCUUCGGUUCGAACCUACAAUAACUACAUCUUGGCAUGUGCCCCCAUGUUUCACUGGAAUGUGUUAAUGGGAAAAGAGGAAGCCAUGAACACGCCGGUUGGGAACUGCAAGGUUCUGAACACGCAAACAGAAGAUGUGGUGAAUUACUCCCCCUGCAGGGAGCAACAUGUGGAUGCAAUUUAUAAAGGCUAUCCUGAUAGACGUUACUGUGAGGCUGGAUUCGAUGCUGACAUCACCAAGGAUGGCAGAGUGGUACUUGGUGCACCAGGAGGUUUUUAUUUUCAAGGUCAGGUCAUCACUGCACCUCUUCCAAACAUCAUGAUGAGUGGCAGUGACUUCUCUUCAAUCCACUUUGUGACCGGAGAGACCAGAACGUCGCAAAUACGUUACCUCUUCAAAGACUUGUACAAGCAUGAUGUGUACCUGGGAUAUUCUGUUGCUGCUGGGCAGUUCAGUGAAGACAACAUUGCAGAUUAUGUUGUUGGUGUCCCAAAUGACAUGCACACUGCAGGCUCUGUCAACAUAAUAGAUGGUGCCACCUCGCCCCUGCAAACCAUAAAGAGAAUCAGUGGAACACAGGUAGCAUCCUACUUUGGCCAUUCUGUAUCAGUGACAGACAUCAACAGAGAUGGGUGGGAUGACAUCCUUAUUGGAGCUCCGCUCUUUAUGGAGCAACUGUCCACUCAGAAGUUUCGAGAAGUGGGACAGGUGCAUGUAUAUCUGCAAGGAGAGGGUUUCACCUUCUCCUCCAGACCCAACCAGGUUUUGACAGGAACAUACGCCUAUGGGCGUUUUGGCAGUGCCAUAGCCCCUUUGGGAGAUAUCAACCAUGAUGGCUUCAACGAUGUGGCUGUUGGGGCACCUGGUGCUGGUGAAGGGGGGCAAGUUUUCAUUUUCCUGGGUCACAGUGAUGGUUUGGCCACCCAGUAUGCUCAGGUCCUUAAAAGCCCCUUUCAGAACCUCAAAGAUCCAGCAAUGUUUGGUUUCAGUUUGAGAGGAGGCACAGAUAUUGAUGAUAAUGGAUACCCAGAUCUUAUUGUUGGUGCUUGGGGUGUGAGCAAAGUUGCCACUUACAGAGCACAAGCUGUAGUGAGGACACAAGCCCGACUCACUUUCUUCCCUGAUCUUUUGAACCCAGAAGAGAAGUUUUGUCAGAUUUCCCAGAGCAGCACCUUCAUUACGUGCUUUGAAAUUAUGGCGUGCAUUCGAGUAUCUGGUCACAGGAUUCCUGUGGAGAUUGUGCUGAACACAGAGUUGCAGCUGGACAAGAUGAAACAGACUAUGGCCAGACGAACCCUCCUGCUGGAGUCCAACCAGCCGUACGCUCUCUUCCAGCUCUCUGCUCAGAGAAACUCAGAUGUCUGCAGGAAUUUUACUGCCUACCUACUGCCUGAGUUCAAGGACAAGCUUAGUCCAAUAUUUAUCUCGGUGAACUACAGCCUGGCCGAUUCCCAAGAUGCGGUGCUGCACGGACAAAGUGUCGUCGUCGGACAGACGCGCAUAAUACUAGACUGUGGUUCUGAUAACAUCUGCAUCCCGGACCUGAAGUUGAAGGCAGUGGCGUCAACAGAAACGAUCCUGAUUGGAGAUGAGAAUCCAGCGCUGCUGAUUGUAGAGGCAGAAAAUCGAGGCGAAGGAGCUUACGAAACCGAACUGUGCAUCACCCCGCCGCCUCACACGCACUACCAGGGUGUUUUGAGCGACCGGGAGGACUUCAGUCCGUUGGUGUGCGGUCAGAGGAAGGAGAACGGGUCAGUGGUUGUCGUCUGUGAUUUGGGCAACCCAAUGAAGGCCGGACAUCAGCUGAAAGCAGGUCUCUACUUUAGCAUGGGAGGACUUGAACAGGUGGAGAGCCACAUCACCUUUCAAAUGCAAAUUAAAAGCAAGAACAGCCAGAAUCCAGACAGUAACCUGGUCCAGUUGCAGGUUAAUGUGAUUGCUGCGGCUUCCCUGGAGAUGCGUGGAGUAUCUUCUCCUGUUGACUGUGUCCUGCCUAUUGCUAAAUGGGUGACAAAGGAUUAUCCAGAAGACUUGGAUGAAGUCGGGCCACUUGUAGAGCAUGUUUAUGAGUUGAGGAAUAUGGGACCUAGUCCUGUCAACGUUAAUCUUAAACUGGAGUUUCCCGUUGCACAAAAUGGAUCCUAUCUGCUGUACGUGUUUGCUAAUGCCUCUGUAGAUCUCCUCUCCUGUCAAACAGACUACUUCAACAUUGAUCCACGUAGGUUAGUGAAGCUGGAGUCUAGCAACAGCACUGUAGCCGAGGUUCAUCAUUUUAACAAACGUGACCUGGCACAAAAACCAGAUAAUGAACAGCCGUGGCAACAGAUUGUCCAUGUGAAUUGCUCGAAUGGUGACCAGUGUAUUGUGUUUGACUGUAAAGCUGUUGGACUGCAGAGAGAUGAAAGAGCCAUAGUGAGGGUGAUGAGCAGGCUUUGGGUGCAGACCUUCCUACAGAGACCCUAUGUAAAUUAUGUUCUUCACUCCACGGCACAGUUUGAGGUGGUAGACGUGCCCUCAAAGGUCCAGCCUGCCAUAUUGCCCAGAGGAAACACAACAACAUAUACAAAUAUAGUAUGGAGACGUCCAGAUGGACAGGAGGAGGUGCCUGUGUGGUGGAUUGUGGUGUCAAUCAUUGCUGGACUGGUUUUGCUUGCUGCACUGAGCAUCAUUUUCUGGAAGGUGGGUUUUUUUAAGCGCAACCGUCCUCCGUGCGAUGAUGAUGAUGAUGGUGAUGAAACACAGCAACUGAGUGGAGACCAGAAUGAGACGUGAUUAGACAACUGGGGCAUUUAUAUUGCUUUAAAGCAUUUAAAAGUCUUUUUUUCUGCUUUUCAGUGUUCUCUUUAAGCCAUUACCUUAAUCCUAAAUGUGCAAUGAUUUUGUGCUGAUUACAUAUUAAAUAAAAAUUUUAUAUUAUCACUCUAGAUAAUUGUCGUUCUUUAGUAGUUCUGUAAUUAAACAUGUUUGGUUCGUGGGUCAAUGACGUGAAAGUAAUUAUUUUGUGU
Messenger RNA from Misgurnus anguillicaudatus (oriental weatherfish), 3465 nucleotides. It is a transcript of the gene itga2b, whose product is annotated as integrin, alpha 2b. Gene Ontology annotation, biological process: cell adhesion mediated by integrin; angiogenesis; cell-matrix adhesion. The record is from RefSeq and is a predicted model, not a curated record. Gene Ontology annotation, cellular component: integrin complex; external side of plasma membrane. NCBI's taxonomy places the organism in Eukaryota, Metazoa, Chordata, Actinopteri, Cypriniformes, Cobitidae. Gene Ontology annotation, molecular function: integrin binding.